AAUAUAUCUAUCUAUUUGGUGGGGGAGGGAUAGUUGUGGAUGGUUUGAUUUCUGCAGCGAUUCUGGGAUACCAGAUCAUCUCUGGAUACAUAUCUGCAAGGAACCUCUUGGAUACUGCAGGAAUCAUGACAGAAGAUGUCCAAGUUCCAACCAGCAUGUCUGAAUAUAAUCGGAACAUGCCCUCUGAAAAACCUCAGCUCCAGGUCAUUGAUAUUAUUGAUCAAAUUGCAAAUUCUGUCGAGAUAUUUCCUUACGAAACGGCAGAUCCUAUUCCUGGUUCCCCACUUGCACAAGGAAACCGAGGAGGAGGCAAACAUUUAGCAAAGAGCACAGCAUAUGAAGUUUCAGUUGGGAUAAAGGAACUUCAAGGAGAGCCAGAUGGAAACAAGGAGAGAGAAACUGACAUCUUUUCCCAGGAGACAAGAAGUUGGGAAGAAGAAUCCAGAGAAGGCUUUUGUGAGGAGAAGCAUCCUGUGAGCACUACAGACCAUAAAGUAGCUAAGAUGGAAGAAAGAAAGAUGGAGGAACCCCAGAUUGAAGAAGUCUACAGCACUAAUGAGGUGGUGGUAGAGGAGGAACAGGAAGAGGCAGAGCUGAGUGAACCCAAGGAGCCAAUGAAAGAGGAAACACAACUAGAAGAAAAUGAAUCCACGGCAGAGGAAGACUUCGAUGGCACUGAAGAAAUAAUGCAGAAGGAAAGCAAUGAGGAUAAACAUGAAAAGAGGCUGGAGAGCAGCAGCAAGGAUUUCCUUUCUGCCACUGCCAGCUGUAACUCUCAGACUGAGAAACCUGCUGAUCAGCUGAGCUUGGUGAAGAAAAAUGAUAUCUCCAGGCACAGUUAUUCUCGAUACAAUACAAUAUCUUACCGGAAGAUCCGGAAAGGAAACACUAAACAGAGAAUUGAUGAAUUUGAGUCCAUGAUGCAUUCAUAAAACUGAGGCAGAGGAUUUGAUGGGCAUGCUGCGAUUCUCCUCCCCUCCCCAAUGCCAGACAUUUAUCCACCUGUAAUAUCAAGUUAUCAAAAUAAAUUUUGCAGCUUCAAUCCAACCUAAGCUUACCUGUAAUCUAAGUGCUACAACCCUAUGCACCCUUUCUGUUUGGGAACAAGCUCUCUUGAUCACAUUUACUUCCAGAUAGAUAUGCAUAGGAUGGGACUGCAUGGUUGCAGGCUUAUGCAUUGUUAUCUGGGAGUACUGUCCGUUGGACUAUUAGGGGACUUGCUUCUGAGUACAUAGCAUGUGGAUACGCUUGGGCUGGAAGUCUCCUUGAAACUAACAGAACAAGUUAACUGUGCUCCUACUGCUUUUGGUGGGACUGAUGCAUGUCUGCUCAAAAGUAAGUCCCAUUGAGUUCAACUGGACUUAAUCCCGCAAGUGUGUCUAGGAUUGCAGUCAUAAAUUACAACUAACUUUCAUUGGAUUGGAGCUAGUAUGUGCAAUUUGACCGCACGUCAGAAAUGUAACCACAACAAUACAUGCAGUAACUUAAAUCAGCAAUGUAAUAACUUUAACCUAGCUCAAUCAAAAAAGGUAUUUUAGAGAUAGUUUCCCACCCAACCACCCAUUUUUGGUACUGAAAUGGAAGAAACAGCUAGGGGAUGCCAACCUUUGGCAGCCAGCAGGCACAUUUUGAAUUUUGAAAGAGUAUUGCAGGCACCAGUCAUGAAAUGGCUGCCGUGGGAUCAUGGCAUGACACAAAACUGCUGCUAUGAGGGCAUGUCAUCUACAUCUAAAAGAGAAGAAAAUAGACAGGACCACAAAAUGGUGUGAGCGCCUCCUCCCAGCUGUGGGGUGGGGAAGGCACAUCAGCCACUGUUACACUCACACAGAGAGCUCUUUGCAAUUCUCCUCAGUUCAGAACAGAUGGGAGGAUGGGUGUCAAAUCCUGGCAUCCAGUGAAAUGUGGAGACAUGUGCAAACAGGAACUGAGUAGGGAGAAGAAACAUUUUUGAGGGGAUAUUUACUAAGACGCUUUUGUGGGUGCCAUAGGACACACCGCCACAACAUGGGCAUAAUAUUGGUGACCUUUUAGAUAGCCCUGGACUAAUUUGUAAUCUCUUUAAAGCACACACACAGAAUAAUCAAGAUGGUUCUCCAUUCUGGUGAUUUCCUGACAAAUAGAGUAGACUUGAGGAUACCGUUACAAGAAUAAAGUUAUUACUUGUUGCAAUUGCUAUGAUCUCUGUUUUUAAAGGUUUUCUGUGAGCAUGAACUAUACCACCUUUGAAACCCACUUCCUGCCUGUUUUCCUAUUCUAUCAUUCUGUGUUGAGAGAAAAUAACUGCAUACAUUUGCACCAGCUAGUUGUAUUAGUCUUACAUUAUAGGCAUUGACAAAAUGAGUCCAGGAGCUACUUUAAAACUACUUUAAAAUCCUUUUCACAUUUUCUUGGGAGAAAACCCCACUGAAUAUGGUGAAUCCUCUGCAGAGCUUUGGUAGCCGGUGUUAGAAUGGUUAGCAACAUAUGUGUUGUUAAUAAAAAGGCUGAAACACUGUUUUCCAUUUCAAAAACUUGAAAUCCAGACUAGAACCAGAUUUACUCAUCUCACAAAUAAAUAAUAACUGUAUGCCCACUAUUCUCACAAAACUAGUUCUCACAAUUUUGUCUGCCAAAUAUUGUUCCAUCACAUUCCAGUCAGCAAUUGAGAACAUCAACACUGCGUACUAGUAUCAAUUAAUAUACAGACUGAAUGUUAACAUCAUGUUUGCAAAUGACUACAGUAUUAAAAUAUAUGUACUUCAGCUGUUAACAUUCUUUGGUUGAUAUAUUGUUAUAACCUU
Messenger RNA from Zootoca vivipara (common lizard), 2780 nucleotides. It is a transcript of the gene ERMN, whose product is annotated as ermin. NCBI's taxonomy places the organism in Eukaryota, Metazoa, Chordata, Lepidosauria, Squamata, Lacertidae. The record is from RefSeq and is a predicted model, not a curated record. Gene Ontology annotation, cellular component: cell cortex; extracellular exosome; neuronal cell body. Gene Ontology annotation, molecular function: actin filament binding. Gene Ontology annotation, biological process: morphogenesis of a branching structure; regulation of cell shape; regulation of cell projection organization.